Pseudocercospora fijiensis CIRAD86 is the source of this 686-nucleotide messenger RNA. RefSeq lists its product as uncharacterized. Gene Ontology annotation, biological process: translation; ribosomal large subunit biogenesis. Gene Ontology annotation, cellular component: cytosolic large ribosomal subunit; ribosome. NCBI's taxonomy places the organism in Eukaryota, Fungi, Ascomycota, Dothideomycetes, Mycosphaerellales, Mycosphaerellaceae. The coding region runs from base 37 to 477 and encodes 146 amino acids. The transcript is spliced from 3 exons. Gene Ontology annotation, molecular function: RNA binding; structural constituent of ribosome. The record is from RefSeq and is a predicted model, not a curated record.
GAGCGACAACCCACCCAACGCACUUCUACCGACAAAAUGGGCGACGUCAGUAUCGAGGCACCACACUGGAGACAGGUCGAGGUUGGCCGUGUCAUUCACUUCGGCAGCGGCCCAUACACUGGCAGAAUCGCCGCCAUUGUCCAGAUCAUCGACCACAAGCGCGUUCUCGUCGAGGGCCCAUCCAAGAAGACUGAGCUCCAGGUCCCACGCCAUGCCGCACAAUUGAGCUCUCUCUCUCUUACCGGUCUCGUCAUCCCAAAGAUCACAUUCGGUGCUGGUACCGGCGCUCUCUCGAAGCAGUGGGAGGAGUAUGAGGUUGACAAGAAGUGGUUGGAGAGCUCAUAUGCCAAGAAGAUUGAGAAGCAGACCCGGAGAAAGGCGCUCAGUGACUUUGAGCGUUUCAAGGUCAUGCGUUUGAGGAAGCAGGCUCGCUUCGAGACUCGCAAGGCUCUUGCUCAGGCCAAGGCCAGCGCAUAGGCUAUGGGGGCAUCGCAGCAUACUCUUUGGGCAUCAUGAAAAUCGACCGAUCUCCAAUGUAUUCAGCAUUGUACUGGGCGCCGGUGGUUCAGAAACCAUCAGGCACGGCUGGCGAAAUGGGGAUGUGAGGGCUUGCUUGAGACUUUGAUAGCGAAUUGCGCAUAGUCUGCAAAGCGCAAGAAAUGUGGUUACGUGAACUGAAUACCGUG